AUGGAGCUACCCUGGACAGAGACAGAGCUCGUCAAUGAAUCGCAGCCUGCGAACCCCCCAGCCGUGCUAGAUACAAGGACUUUGAUGGACGAGAAUCACCAGCUUGUCAACCGAGUCCGCUUCUUGGAGGAACAAUUGGCUCAGCGGAAUCAACGUGCCCAACUGACCGUCCAGCAUAUCUCGCAGUCCCUUUCUAAUCUGUCCCGAGCUUUACAGAUUGUCUCGGCCGAUGCUCAGACCAGUGGCAUUCCCUCGAACGGCGAUGCUUUGGUAGACUUAUUGGGUGACUUCACGGGAAUGAACCAGCCGGUCGGCGGCAAGUCUACCACCUGUCGUCUUGCGUUGCGCCUGCUGACUGCUGUCAUCAAAUACCAGACUUAA
Messenger RNA from Fonsecaea nubica, 381 nucleotides. RefSeq lists its product as hypothetical. The coding region runs from base 1 to 381 and encodes 126 amino acids. NCBI's taxonomy places the organism in Eukaryota, Fungi, Ascomycota, Eurotiomycetes, Chaetothyriales, Herpotrichiellaceae. The record is from RefSeq and is a predicted model, not a curated record. The transcript has a single exon.